This is a messenger RNA of Penicillium diatomitis, 1044 nucleotides long. RefSeq lists its product as uncharacterized. The transcript has a single exon. Bases 1 to 1044 code for a protein of 347 amino acids. The record is from RefSeq and is a predicted model, not a curated record. NCBI's taxonomy places the organism in Eukaryota, Fungi, Ascomycota, Eurotiomycetes, Eurotiales, Aspergillaceae.
AUGGCACUUUCCGAUGAAUUGACUAUUGGGGACGUGCUCGGCAUCGACCCAGCGCAGGAAAUGAAAUGCCUUGCAUUACGUCCCACAAAAACUGAUUUUGCAUGCAAAGAUCGUAUCAGCGAUCAUGCUCAGAAAAGCGCGAGAGAAGCCCUUUCGGAGAUAAUAAGAUAUGGAAAGUACGACAAGAGGAGGAUUUACAAGAAAAUCAAGAAGGUCGUUCGACUCGUCGUCCACCAGGGAAAGCAUCAGCGCACAUGUCCUAAUGCUUACCAACGCCUUGAGGACAUUUGGAUGCAAAAGAUGAAAGCCCAUUUCGAAAGUCGAGCAUUCAAGUUCAACAUUGCGAAACUUGAAAAGUCGUUCCAAGAGCGAGAGGAGGAGAAAGUCAAGGCCCAGCUUCGGUGGUCUUCUGGUAGUUCCCACGAAACGACCAGCACCGUCCAAAGACAGACUGAGACUGGGAACUCGGACGAGGUCGUCUAUCCCACUUCACCUACGGACUUGACAGACGAUAUGGAGGAGCGGGAGGCUAUCACGGCCGGAUCGUUUGAAUGGUCCCCUUCUACUGCCUACGAGUGUCCUGCGCUCACGUCUCCGAUCAACAAUGUCGUGCCUCUGUCCUCACCAGUCCGAGCAAGCACGUCAGCAGCGGUGAAUGUGCAGCAGGUCAGCACAAAACGCGCAGCUUCCAGUGCUGAUACCGAACUCAAUCGCGCACCAUGUUCAAUAUCGCUUUUCCAGAUCACAUUCCAAAUGCUGCUGAAGCUGCUCCUCCUAUUCCGAAGCCGUUGGACUCGUGUCCGUGUCAAGACGGUAUCGGGCGAAGUUCAGGACGAACUUGUUCUCGAUAUGAUGCUCGUUUGUGGCGUUCGAAUUCCAGUUUACCAGGCGAUUUCAUGGAUGAUGCCCAUUCUUUUGGUUGUAUGGGGCUAUUGUUUAUCGUUUCUUUGGGGCUCAUUUCUGUGGACGAUCGGUCUUGUUCUGAUGGUUGGUGUAUGGUGUCAGCCGAGGAUAUCAUCUCGACAAGAGAUGGCCAGACUAUAG